Messenger RNA from Pocillopora meandrina, 11413 nucleotides. Lineage: Eukaryota; Metazoa; Cnidaria; Anthozoa; Scleractinia; Pocilloporidae. The record is from the annotation of a GenBank genome assembly.
UGAAAAUUUAAAAUGGCGGCAUAAUCCCUGCUUGUGACAACGACUUUUCCUAUUUGAAUCGACUCAUAUUUUUCAACGCAUUAGGUGAGAAAAUGCAAAGACGGAUAUUGAAGAGCGAAAGCCCGAUUAUUGAACGUUCGUAUCAACGGAAGCAGAUGACAAAGCGUUCUCAUGCAGCCUUCACGUGGGUGUUUGUCAACGUAAUUUUGGCCGCAAUUUUCUUCACUGAGUUGUAAGUUAACAGAUAUGUCUAAUGAAACAAGGAAAUAUUACCCGUAUCUUUAAUCUUUCCAUUUAUUUUUAUGUGGUUGGUAGUUUGCUUUAAGAGCGAAACGUUUUUAUGGAGCUGUCAUACAAUACCAUAAUUAUAUAUCCAACUGCCGCUUACAGUAUGCAAGCCUUAGGCCUUCUUUGAACCUUGUAAGGGAUUUUAGAAGGGUGUAUAAACGGAGCGACUUAUAUCCGAGGGGGCUUGGAACUGGAAUAGAAAAAUACUUCAAAAUUGGAUACAACAGUGCUGAUUAAGAUACAUUUUGCAUUUGGUGGUUUUUAACCCUCUAACUCCCAAGAUUUCAUUAGAAAUUCUCCUCACUGUCUGCCAUACAAUUUAUGUGAUGUUACUUUGGAGAAUUUGAUAUUGGAUUAGCCAAUAAUCCCCUAAUUGAUAUUUUUCUUUAUUCUCAUUACUGUGUUAUUGUUUUUCCCUUCCAAAUUUUGUUUAAAAAAAACAACAAUAAAAACAAAUAGAGUGUUUGAAUUCAGAGUUUUUUCGGAAAUAAGUGUAUGUUUCAGGCAUACAAUAUUGGGAGAUACUUUUAACAAAUUAUCUCAAAUUUUCAAAAAUUUCAGGGUUUUUGGAUCUGUGGCAGAAUAUUUUGAAUUUGAACAUCCUCUGGUGUGGUUUGUUGGUAAGUGAAGGCUUUGACUGAAUUUUCAUAAAUUUUGUUUAAAUAUCAGACUGUACAUGUUUCAGAAAAGGUUAGAGAAGACUUCAGAUGAUUGAUUAAUACUUGGUUUGUUAAAAGGUAAACUAAACUUAAUUUAGGUAGGGUGGCCCAUUCAACCACAUGGCUGUUAUCCAGAGGGGCUGUGGCAUUUAAACUUGGGUAUCACUGAUGAUGACACUAAGGAAACCAGCUUGAUUAAUUUAACAAAUGUCCACACUGUUGUCUUGUUAGCAGUAUGACUAGUUGUAGUUUUUGGACACAUCUAAGACCUAAUUCUUGUGCAACUUAAGGUGUCCGGAAGUGUCAAAUGCUAGUCCAUGGAGGGACUAGCAUCAAAUUUAUCCAUACGAUAUCACCCCUGAAUCAAACAUGAAGGUCAAUUGAGAAUAAACGACUAAAGAAGUUCUUGAUUGUUAAGCAAAUUCUCCUUGUUAGCUCGUUAAGAAAUGUAUAGAGAACAUUAUGGAGAAUAUAAAAUCAUACUCAUGUUAGGGUGGAAAGGGUUAACAUAAAUGUUCUGGAUCAAUAUCAGUAUCUGGACAACUGCCCACCUACCCCUCCCCUAACUCAACAACAGUCAAUUGACAACAAGUUUAGGUUAAUGUUGGGUUAGGGGAGGGGUAGGUAGGCAGUUGCUCAGAUACUGAUAUUGAUCCAAUAUUCCUAUAUAUUUAGUUUGUGGCUUGGCAAUCUGGUUCACCUUCUGUUUCAUCGUGGAUCUCUAUCAUUAUAUGAGACCUGUUCUGGGACAGAAUAGUGUGGUGCUUUCAUUGGAUCAAAGAAAGCUUCUUGGCAUUCAACCAACAGGUACAGAGUGAAAGAGAUGUGUGAGAAUUUGACAACUAUGUUAUUUGCACUGAUGACUUAGAAGACUUCCAGUAUUCACUAUUCUAUCUUCCCAUCCUUGAGAUAUACUAUUUUGACUUGUUAUUAAUUUUCUCUCUUAACCCUUUUACUCUCAAAUAAAAUUUUUUAUUCUCCUUUCUGUCAGCCAUGCAAUUCUUAUCAUCUUAGUUCAGAGAAUUUAGUGUUGGAUCAACUAGUUAUCCAAAAAUUGAUAUUUUUCUUUAUUCUCAACACUCAUCCGGUUGAUAUUGUAUUGACAUUGUAAGGAGAAAUUCUGUCUUGGUCACUCAUGUGAGUGAAAGAGUUAAUUGACUAUGUUAUCAGUUGUAUGUGAGAGUUGCAAGUAAUCCAGGUUUGGACUUGAUUUGUAUCACAUUGCUAUGUGAUUGGAAAAGAAAAAGAAAUAAAUGAUAAAAAAAAAAAAAACAUAAGCCAGGCAAAGAGAAAAUGCAUGAUCAUGAAAAAAUUUUUUCAGUUUGAAAAUCUCAACACAACUCAUAUUAUCAGAUAGGUGAUGAUCUGAAAUUGUUCCAUAUUGUACAAAUGUAUGUUUGGAAGUAUAUAAUAAAACUCUUAAGUCCUUCUCUCAUGUAUUAGCCAGGGUUCCCUUUAACCCCUAACUGUGACUUACACUUAAUUUCUCUAUACAGUAUCACCCCUUAGUCAAACAUUAAGGUCAUGAGAAUAAAGGAAAUGAUCACCAGUUAAAGAAGUUCUUGAUUGUUACACAAAUUCUCCUUAUCAGUACCUUAGGCUAUGUAAAGAGAACAGUAGGGAGAUUAUGCAUACUGAUGUUCGGCUGUAAAGGGUUAAGAAACCACUCUCUUAUAGGCCCCUCCUUCCAACCAUUGAGAUCCCCAAAGCCAUGUUGUUCAAAGCUGGGUUAAGAAACCCAGAGUAAGUGUGAAAUCUGAAAUUAGAUCUGAGACUUUAAAAGAAAAAUAAAUGUAAUUCUUUUUGUUUACAAAUUGGUUAUUGGAUGCUCUAACAAGAAUUAUCCUAAAAAGGCUUUUGAACAAAUAUAUGAAGAAUCCAGGAUUAAAAUUUAACCUUGGGUUAGUGCUGAUUGGCCUUUGAACAACUAGGCCAUAGCUUACAAGCCUAAAAAAAGAUAAAAAAAUAAGCCCCCUCCCCAAUAAGCCACUCGUAUAAAAAGUCCCUCAUCGCUAAUGAGCUCCUUCUCUUUGAGUGAAGUCCCCCCUGUUCAGCCCCCUCUUUAAUAAGCCCCCUAUCUGCUACAACCUUUCUUCUCUAAUGAGCCCCUUGUAAUAACCUGUAAUAAGCCUCAGGGAAAUUGAUAGGGCCCCCCCAUGCCCUCUCAAGGCCUAUUUUAGUGUUAGCAGUACUUAUUUUUUAUACCCAAAUCAAGCAGAUGGUAAAAAAAUUACCCAGAUUCUUAUUGAAGGUUUUCCUCAGAAACAGCAUUUGUUCCAAUAAAACUAUAUAAGAUUUUGAACCAAAGGAUGCAUGACUGGAUGAUUCUAUAAAUUUCUUGAUGUGGAAACUUUUAUCCUCAUGGGAUUUUGAUUUUUAACUGCCACUUUGGAGUUGGGUCCAUUCAAAAAUUUAAUCAAUUUUUAACUCAAUAGACUCAGGAUUCAAGCUGGCCCCACCUGAAUCUCCUACUAGUCAUGGAUCUGCUGUCUCUCCUUCCAUUAUCCCCAACACUUCCUCCCCCACCAUGAUUAUGACUACAACCAUCACCCGGACACCAACUUGGCCUCAUGGAACCCCACCUAGGGUAAGGAUGCUAAAAAUAUUUUUCUGUGACAUAUAUGGUUUAGGAAAGUCAAGAUUUUUUUCCUGUCACUUGCUACAGGACCCAGUUGCCAUCUAGUAUAUGUGUUGAGGUAAGAUACUGGGCUACCCUCUGCAUAGAGAAUUGUCCAAUGGAAAACAUCACCCACCCUUCCAUUGACCAAAGGAGGGGGGGGGCGGUCUUUUAGAUAUAGCAAUUAGUAGAGGAUGCUAAUACAAGGGGAUUUUUGUAUAAUGCUUUUCAACAAGAAGGUAGGCAGAGCCAUAUGGAGUCAUAUGAUAAAACUAAAUGCAGGUGUUGUUUUGUUGAAUAUACUGUUGAACAAGAUGCAAUGAUCGUCUUUCAGUCUAACAGUAGCUCACCAAGAUCUCCCAUAAUGGGUACACCAUCAUUUUACAAUGAGACAGUGAGCAGUCCUGAUACAAGGUUUGUGACUCUGUUAAUGUGUAGACUAUUGAAUAUUGCAGACUGUCAGGGACUUGCAUCUGGGACUCAGUAACUUAAGACUUAAGGGGGCAUCAGUGGUCACAACAAAGUGAAAAUAAUGAUCUUAUGAAUUAAAAGGAAAUAAAUUUUUUUUUGUUCUUAUUGAAGGUCAAGGCACUCAUCCCCAGGCCGGUCACCAUGUGAGUAUCAAUUCACUCUGACAAAGGGCUAAUGCUUGCAACGUCAGAUUUUAAAUACGUCAUGGUGGCCAAUUCAUGUUAUCAACUUAGUUGAUAACACCAAAUUACCCUUUUAUACUCUCCCACCAGUGCAGCAUGACAAUUUUUUUGGAAGCUUACCCCUUUAUUUAUGAGUAUCAAGCUGGUUGUGAAAAAUUUGUUGCCUGAUUGUGUGUACAUGUAAAGCACUUUCUGUUUGACUGUCAUAAGACCCAAACCAAUUGAAAGUAAUCACAACAGCCAAUCAGAGGGAGGGAAGGUACCUCUUAGAGCCAAUGGGAACUCAAAGUAAAAACCACCAAAUUGCCUAAAACACAGAAAAAUGUGGGUGACCAAGUUGUAAUUGAUUUUAGUUUUGCAUCGGAUUGGUUUAGAGAGUGGUGGGAGUUUUCUAGACCAAUCACAGGGCAAAGGAAAUUGAAACCAAUGCAAUCCCAGAGUUCUUUUGACAAAACUGAAAAUUGCUCUAAUUUAGUUUCAGUUAAUUUGAAUCAUGGUGUUUAUUAGUUCCCUCCAGUGAUCACAUGACAGAUUUAAACUCACUUGAACAGUAUCUCAGAGAACAACAACAAGAAGAAGGAAGAUUACAUAGAGGUAAAUGCAUUCUUACUUGAUAAUUUUCAUCAUUCUCAAUACCUGAGUGCUUGACUUUGUUUUAACACAAUGAAGAGAAUUUGCAUGCUGAUCUCUCUGAGAUAAAAAAAAGUUGACAUUUUUCUUUUGAAUUUUUUCUUGUGAACUAGUUGCCUCAUCAGAUGCCCUUACACCAGGGCGUGGACAAUCUUUCUGGUCUGGCUACCGACACGACUUUACUCCCCCACUUAGUGUAUACAGGAUUGCAAGAAGGUGUGUUUAGACUCUGUACUUUUCCAAGGGGUGCCAUCUUGGUAUCUUCACUGUGCAGUCUAGCAUGGCAAACCCAAGAUUUGUAGAUCCAAUCUUUGUGCUUUGUGUCCCUGCAUGUCGCACUGUAGGUCACUGAAACUCAAGUACAAAGUUUACUGUACCCUGUUUAACAUGCUUCAUAUUUGUAUCACCUGUAGUCUCGCCACUGUUUUGUUAUGACAAGGACAAUGUGGACAAUUUUUCAUCAUAUCUUAUGUAUUUUUAUCAUCACAGGUCACCCGAUCUCAGCUCUUCAAGGGAUGAUGAUGAUGCAGGCUAUAAUAGCACCAAAGCUGAUGAGGUACAUUGCACAUGGUCUCAAUUGAACCAUUGAAUUUAUUGAAUUGUCUCCUAAGAAAUCAAAGCUUCCUUUGUUUUCUUGGUACUUCAAAUUUGGACGAUUUAAUGAACAGUUUAUGAAUGUACCUAUUUCUCAGAACAAUUCUUAUCACUUUUAAUUCUUUCAAGAGAAUAGUAAUAUUUCCCUACCCUCCCCUUCCCCCCAUUAGAAAAUUGUAUCUAUGACACUGCUGAAUGCAAGCAACAAACAAAUGCUUCAGUUUCAUGUUGUUUCGUGUAACAAAAGUAUGCCUUUUCUUUUCAUUUUAAACUCGCAUUUUCCUGAUCUCAGAUUUGGACCCAAUAUGCUGUGACAAGAACAGAUCUGGAUCACUGGAUUGAGAACUGCAGAAAGGUAGACAUUAUCCCUCCAACUCCUUAGAUCUGAUUGUUAAUUCUCCCCUCUUGCAACUGCACAUUACCUUGUUAAUUAGUUAUGAGAAUUUAGUCUUAGAUCAAGAUAACAUCUUCUGCCUUAUUAUUUUGUAUAUUCUUAUUACCUGUUUGUUGGAUAAUAUAUGAACAUUUUUGGGAGAAGUUACAUGUUAAUGACUUCUGGGAGUUUGAGGGUUAACAAUAAAGCCUGAUGCCAGGAGUCCGUAUUCGCAAAGAAAUGCAUCUACUCAGUUUUACUCAUUACAUUUUAUAUUUUGUUUUUGCAUGGACAUUUUGUGAAUUAUUUUCGCGUUCAUUUUUUUGUCCAAUGUUAUUUACAUUCUCCUGGAUUUUCUUUGCAUACUUUUUCUCUGGUUGGGAUCUUUUUCUAAGUUUCACCGCUGAAUUUUUCGUUUACUUUUAAGUUGAUAUAUAGUCAACAUCAUUUACGGUUGAAUUUCCGCCGUUUUCCGUCCAUCAGGUCAUACAACGGUUAUAGUUGUCUUUGCCUUCUCAUUUCUGUUUCUUCUGUUAUGUUAUCAUAAAUUUCUGAGUUUUUAACCAUGUGAGAUCUGGACGCGAACAUCGCGCGAGCUUGAAAAAUGUUAACAAGCAAAACAAACAGGGCGGCUCGAUACGGUCGCACGAUUGUUCUCUAAAAAGGUGUAUUAAAACAGAAUAAAACGGUACAGUUUUUAUAUAAUGGACUCAAGGGUUUCCAGCAACUAUGCCCAUAAUAUUCGUAGUCCUUUUAUGCCUGAAAAAGAGGUCGACAGAAAAUAAAACACUGGGGGGAAGAUUAUGGUUCAUGCAUCACUUGAAACAAAGUGGCGCGUUCAGACAAUUAACUGUUUUUUCGCCAAGCCCAAACCGUUGCUUUCUAUUUAUCAAUAGUUGUUUUCAAUGUUCCUUUCUUUAUCUGCUGUUUCCAAAAGAAAUUUACUUUGUUCUUCACAGUGGCUUUGUCAAACGAUACUGUGUCGGCUUGUGGAGCAGAUUGAAGCCGUUAAUGAGACUCUCUGUAGAAUUGGCUGCUCAGAACUUCAAGUUGGAAGUGAGUAAUCCACCAUUGUGCUUCAGCAUUCCUCUCUCUGAGGUCCUUCCGUGUUUAAGGGGGCACUCUACAGCUUCAUGUAAAAAACUAAACAAAUACAUCGAUCUUCAGGACUACAUGUAAAUUUAUAAACCGGACAUGAUAAAUUAGGGAGCGUUAUCCGCACCUACCCCUCCCCUAGCUCGACAACAGUCAACUGAUCACAAUUUAGGGUUAAUAUUGGAUUAGGGGAGGGGUAGGCGCGUAGUUACUCAGGUACUGACCUCGAUCCGAUCUUCUAAGCUCUAGAAAUUUUGCAGUAACAAACAGUAACACUUGAAUUUUUACUUUCUUGAAUUUUCCUCAGCAAUCAGUCUCAGCGCAGCCAGACAAGUAGCUGUUACUAAAGCCGACCAGGCUCCGACGUUACGGGCCAUCAUUCCAUAUUUAGAAGCUUCGAAUAAUCAGGAAUACCUCGUGAAACGCCUGUCAGGUUUGUUUUAGCGGCUCCUUAUACAAUCUAGCUAUUUUUGAUUGAUUGCCGCAAAACCAUUCGCAAAUAUCGACAAUGACCAAUCAGAACAAUGGAGAAUAACUCAACGAGCCAAUGAAAAUUCAAGGAAAAAAGCCGCGGGAAAACGAGUGCAUUGCGCUUUAUGAUGUCCAUAUUUGGAUGCCAGCAUAAAUAUCCUGUGCAGUUUAAUGUUUAAAGGUCUUUUUUGUCAGCUAUUUUGGUGAAAGGGUCUGUAGUUAUCAUGCUUGUUGUUGUAUUUUUUAGAAUUAGCACAAGGUGGUUGUAUGGGUCUAUAUCGAUGGAAUUGCGGCGGGCAGUACAGAGGCAAAUCGUGGGAACAAGACUUAUUAGCCGAUUCGCAGGUUUGUAAAGUAGAAAAAUUCCCAUCUGUGGAAACAGCGGAGAAAGGUCACACAUGUAUAUGUGGACCAAUUUUUGCUGGCCACCUCUUACAUAGCGGUAAAAUGUGUAUGCCUUUGCGAAGUUGAAACGGCUAAGAGGCGGCCAAAAUAGCUACACGACAUCGUGCUUUCAGGUUUCCGUAAGCAAAAUGUCUCACAGGAGAAGAGGCUAGUAAGUCGGGGUGUCUAAAAACGCGUUUAGUAAAGCUCAAGAAAAAUAGCGAAUCAACAGCUAUUGAGUAAACUUUGUGCCCAGGAAAUUCGUAAGCUUUCCUUUCCCAACCUUUUCAUCCUUCGACAAGUGUCUCUGAACGUAUCACUGAAUUUUUUUUUCUGUCGUAAAUUUUUGGACAACAGUUAAAUAAUGUUUUAUUUCCUCUAAUAUUUUUCGGGGUAAAUUGGCACGUAGCCGGCCAAAAUUUAUCUACCAUCUGAUGUUCAGGUUAUACUGUAAUGUCUUGGUUUUAUCCGCUUUUUGAGAACUGAACCAUCUGGGUCUGUGGGCUGUGGGACCUGCAUCAAGUGUGUUUCGAAACCAACUGUUACCGUAACGCAAAUAUCGCGUCUUCAAUUUGAACAUUUUAAUCCCUAAGAGUGACUAGCAUCUAAUUUCUCCUCACAGUAUCACCCUUGAAUCAAACAUUAAGGUCAUGAGAAUAAUGAAACUGAUCAACAAGUACAGGAGCUCUUGAUUAUUAGGCAAAAUCUCCUCGUAAGCACUUGCGGAAAUGUAUAGAAAACAGCAUACUGAUCUUAGCGUGUUACGGGUUAAUACCCAACUCUCUCUCCUAGUUACUUCUUCACAUGUUCUGUACAUAUAUGGAUUCUCGCCUGCCUGCAGACCCCACGUUCCCGGAUGGAAGGACCUUUACCGGGCUUCACUUCCUCAAAACCCCAGACAAACCAAGUAAGCUGGUGCUUCUGUGGUUAUCUAGUUGAGUUUGCGAAAUUGAAGUUGAAGUUUGGUCUGCUUAUGCGUUGUUGUUUGUGUUACAGAUGCGCGAAAGAGUGACUUGUGUAUCUAUCAGUCUCGUCUUCAUCCGCCACAUUUCAAGGUAGCUAAGAAACGAAUCAAAUUACUUGAACAGGUAAAAUAAGGCUGAGGACCAGAAAAACGGCUGAUGCACUACUCUAGGUGACGGGGUCGUUCAGCGCAGCUUCAUGUGACCUGUCAUGUGGUAUGGAAACGUAUUUUCAUUCUAGAACAAAUUCUCUUGGCUCCCUCCGUAAAUUUCCAUACGGAUGUUGGUGUUGAUCUCCCCCCCCUCUUUUUUUUAACCUCCUGUACAUCGAGUAUGUGAACAUAGAUUGCACGGCUUCAGUGAGCUGAUGAGAACAUUUACAACUGAUUACCAUAACGUAGUGAUCCAUCAAAUUAUCAUGCGGCCGAUCACAGUUAAGGUCUCAAUUAAACUUUGUUAAAAGCAGUAAAAACGAGAUUAUUACUGAUUCAUUAGCUAAACUUUAACAAAGUAAUUAAUAUUUUAAAACUUUCUUUUCUCUUUUUCUUAGGUUAUCAUUGAAGAUGAAGUCUACGAUAUGCCCAAGGUAUGUUGUCCAUACAAAUGGUGCUUAACCCUCUAACUCCCAAGAUCUCGUUAGUAAUUCUCCUUACUGUCUGCCAUACAGUUCUUAUGAUGUCAAUUUGGAGAAUUUGGUAUUGGAUCAAGAAAUAAUCUGAUUGUAUUUUACUCUAUUCUCAUCACUUCUAUGCUUGAUAUUGUAUUGAUAUUGUAAGGAGAAAUUCUCUCUUAGUCACCCAUUGGAGGUAAAGGGUUAACUCUCUCUUCCUAUAAGGGACUAUGGAGAAAUUUCCCCUUACAAUGAUUCAAGCAGACAGUUGAUUAGGAGAGAGAAGAACACCAAACAGGGGAUAUUGUGCGAGUUUACAUUAAAAUUCUCAAAAUUAUCGCACCGUAUAGCAAACAGUAAGGAUAAUUAACUCGUUACCUUGGGAGUUGGAUGGCCAGUGUUUGUUUUGUGAGAUUUCAGUGGAUUCAUUUCUACUUCAGAUUUAGCCUUACAUCAUACGAGUUCUAAAGCCACACCCAAAUAUUAAAAUAUCAUUCGAAUAUCAAGCAUAAUUCGGAAUAAGGUUAGUUAUGCUUUCCUUUGCCUUGUGAUUGGUCUUUAAAACUUGUGCCACCUCACCCAAUCAGAUUCAAGACUACACCAAUUGUGACCUGGUCACGUCCGUUCAGGCAGUUUUCUGUGUUAAGUUUGAGUACUCAUUGUCUGUUUGUGACAUUUUCUUUCGUUCUGGUUGUUCGUUGCGAUUAUGCAUGAUUUGCGACAAACAAUCCCAAAUUCGAAUGCGCUGAAACACAAGGGCUCUACGAUAUUAAUUAACUUUAUUGCUUUUCUUUCAGGGACAGAACAACUUGUUUCACACCAUCGUCUUCUUCCUUCACCACGUGAAAACCAAGCAGUAUGGAAUGCUGGGGUUAGUUGGACCAUUUUCUGUUUAAAUCCUGAUGUUUUCUCUUUUUUCAAGCCUUUGCUAAAUUCGCUAUGGUUUCAUAGUUCCUCCAUUUGUCAGGUAAAUAAAUACAUACUAGUAAACUGUUGGGGAACCUAACAGAAUUGAAUGUGUUCAUGCAUGAGUUGUCGCAUGAGGUUUUAGACUCAACUUUACUUGCAUGUGAAGCCAUUUUCAAUUGAGUGUCGAAAUUAAUCUGGAAUUGUUUUGGGUUUUCUUCAUUUCGUUACGUGAUUGGUCCAGAAAACACGUGCCACUUUCUCAACCAAUUAGAUUUAAAGCUAACAUCAAUCGCGACGAAGUUGCCCGCGUUUUCCUGCGCUUUUGGCAGUUUGGUUGUUUUUACUUAAAGUUUGCAUUGGCUAUCAAAGGUAUUUUCUUUUCUUUUGAUUGGCUCUGGUUUUGGUUUUACGGAACUCACUUGAAAAGCGCUCCAACUUAAUUCAGCCCUUCUGAGUCCAUUGCAAUGCAAAUUUAUGGACUCUUGUGUUUUUUCAGGCGAGUAAACUUGGGAAUGUCCGGUGUGAACAUUCUCUGCAUUCUGAACAUGAAGUGAGUGUAAACAGCAGUCCUCUCCAAAUGUACGAGGUAAAGGAGCUAAAAUGAUUAUUCACGCUAAUCGCUUGGUCACAGUUUAAAGGAGAAAAGAGGGGAGCGAUCUUAUUGUCCAGCGACAAGCCUUUAUCAGGUUUGACACGUGAUAAUUACGUUAUCUUGACUUCAUCAGAAUUUAUGAGACCAGGAGUGGCGUAUGGAGUUGUCUAGAGGAGCCAGUAACAUCCAUUUUGGAUCCAUGCUACUUACAGCACUUGCUGUGUGAACGUUGGCGUUUAUUUUGGAGAUACGUGGAUAUUCUUUUGUUGCAAAUCAAUUAAGGGAAAGAAGAAUGAAUUGCUGAAAAAGGGCAGAUGAAACGCAUUUUGUUUUUAUUUUUAUAUUGACGGUACAGCUCAGCUAUUAGAAGAGUUGUUCGAGAAAUUUAGACCUGUCUGGAAUAAUCAAUAUUUUUUCUGAGAACGUAUUUUCUUACAGUUAAAAAAACUUAAUCUAUUACCAGCAUGAGGUUAAAAGCCUCUGGCACUAGAUAGAAUGCGCUUUUUCCUUGUUUUUUUUGUUUAUCUUAGUAUCACUUUUUUCGAUGUUUGAUUAAAAAAAGGCAGGAAAUGGAGA